AAAGUUUUGCGUCAUGGAGAAACUACGAGUCAUUUGACAUCCUUCCUAGUUCCUCGUAUGCAAAUGAUCCAUCGCUUCAUAUUUUCACUUACACUGACUGGAUUCACUCAUUCAGCCAUGAGACUGACCAGCACUGCUUUGCUCUUCCUCCUCCUCAUCCUCAGCUGUAAUUCACUGGCGCUCAAACCACAGCUCUUAGGCAGACACACAGUCCAAACCUACCCUCAUCACACAUCUGUCUCAUACAAAACUUUCUAUUUUGAUCAACAGAUUGACCAUUUUGGUUUUUUGGAGAAUGGCACAUUCAAACAGAGGUACCUUCUUAAUGACCAGCACUGGCACAAGGAAGGAGGUCCAAUCCUGUUUUACACGGGCAAUGAAGGAGACAUUUCAUGGUUCUGUAACAACACUGGUUUCAUGUGGGAUGUAGCAGAAGAGCUGGGAGCCAUGCUGGUUUUUGCUGAACAUCGCUACUAUGGAGAGUCUAUGCCGUUCGGCGAGGAAUCUUACAGCAAUGCAAAGUAUCUGAACUACCUGACCUCAGAACAGGCUUUAGCUGACUUUGCAGUGCUCAUCAAAGCUCUGAAAACAACCCUGCCUGGAGCUCAGAAGAGUUCAGUCAUCGCCAUUGGCGGCUCCUACGGUGGGAUGCUGGCGGCCUGGCUGAGGAUGAAAUAUCCCAGUGCAGUUGUAGGUGCUCUUGCCGCGUCUGCUCCCAUCUGGCAGUUCAUUGUGCCUUGUGGAGAGUUUUACAAAGUGGUCACCCAUGAUUUCACCAUCAGUGGUACCAACUGUAGCAGCAACAUCAGGAGGUCAUGGGCGGCUAUUGACAGGGUCUCAGCAUCAGGUGAGGGUCUGCAGUGGCUGUCUCAGGAGUUUGGACUGUGUAGUUCUUUAAAGACUCCAGACGAAGUGUACGGCUUCAAGGCUUGGCUGCAGGAAACCUGGGUGAACUUAGCCAUGGUGGAUUAUCCAUAUGAAGCCAACUUCCUCCAACCACUUCCAGCCUGGCCUGUUAAGGUGGUGUGCAAAAAUCUUCAUUUUGAUACCGGUGUAUCAGACAAACAGCUGUUGAAUGGUAUCUCUCAUGCCGUAAAAGUGUACUACAAUUACACGGGAGAUGCAGUCUGUCUCAACACCUCACAAACCGCUACUGGGAAUCUGGGCUUGCUUGGUUGGUACUACCAGAGCUGCACAGAGAUGGUAAUGCCAAUGUGUACAGACGGCAUCAUUGACAUGUUUGAGCCACAGCCAUGGAACUUCCAGGCCUUCUCAGAUGAGUGCUACAAUCAGUUUGGAGUGCGGCCACGGGAAGACUGGGCAGAAAUUGUAUACGGUGGGAGAAACAUAAGUGCUCACAAAAAUAUCAUCUUCAGUAAUGGAAAUCUUGAUCCAUGGAUGAGCGGUGGAGUGACCACGAGUCUUUCAGAAUCUCUGGUUGCCAUUAUGAUCGAUGGAGGUGCUCACCACCUUGAUCUGCGCUACAGCAACAAGUUUGACCCAGAGUCAGUUAUCAAAACACGGGCGUUAGAAGUAUGCUACUUCAAGAAGUGGCUCAAUCAGGUAGCAACUACACAAUGAUAUGGAAUCAAGAUCAUUGGAAAUUUUAAGAAACAAGAAACACAAAAUGAACCAUUACUAUUUGCUAUGUGCCAAAGUUAGGGGUUCUUAAACUUGGUACUUAAUUGGAAAAAAAUACAGUUUUUAUUAAAAGUUCUUUUUGGGGACAAUAAUGUUCCUUGUUUUUUUUUGUUUUUGUUUUUUUGUGUGUGUGUGUGCAUGUUUAUGUGGUU
This is a messenger RNA of Sinocyclocheilus grahami, 1793 nucleotides long. Its product is annotated as lysosomal Pro-X carboxypeptidase-like. Lineage: Eukaryota; Metazoa; Chordata; Actinopteri; Cypriniformes; Cyprinidae. Gene Ontology annotation, biological process: negative regulation of systemic arterial blood pressure; proteolysis; angiogenesis involved in wound healing. The transcript is spliced from 9 exons. The coding region runs from base 58 to 1581 and encodes 507 amino acids. The record is from RefSeq and is a predicted model, not a curated record. Gene Ontology annotation, molecular function: serine-type exopeptidase activity; dipeptidyl-peptidase activity.